CCACACUGUUUGGGAAAUGUCAGCAAUGAUCUCGACGUGUUAGAUCUAUGAUGGAAUGGCUUCCAUGUGGCUAUCCCAACAACAUUUGCAAAUGGAAGUAAUUUGAGGAGUCUCAAUUUAAAUGAAAAUCAUUUGGAAGGACCAGUGCCUCAAUAUUUGGCCAAUUACAAAAGCAUGGAUGUUCUAGAUCUUGGAAACAACGAUCUAUAUGGUGCAUUCCCUCACUGGCUCGAGUCUCUUUCAGAGUUGCAAGUGCUUGUCUUGAAAUCAAACAGAUUUCAUGGGCCUAUAGGCACUUCUGGAACUAAAGCUCCUUUCCCUAAGCUUCGAAUUUUCGACAUUUCUCAAAAUAACUUUACUGGGCUUCUACCGGAACGAUAUUUCCUCAAUUUUAAAGCCAUGAUGAAUUUGUAUAAAACGAUUAGCUCACUGCAAUACAUGGAAGACAACUCCGGUAAUCGAUAUUCUGUAGAGUUGGUCCUGAAGGGGUCAACUGAACUUAUAUAUAUCCUCACCGUCUUCACAACAAUUGACUUCUCGUACAACAAUUUCAAAGGAGAGAUUCCAAAUGGCAUUGGAAAGCUACAAGGACUUCGGUUUCCGAAUCUAUCUCAAAAUAGUCUUUCCGGUCAUCUUCCAUCAUUGUUAGAAAACAUUACAAUGUUGGAAUCGUUAGACCUCUCUUCAAACCAGCUCACCGGGGAGAUUCCAAGGGAACUCACAAGUCUGACAUUUCUUGCGGUCUUAAACCUUUCGGAAAAUCAUCUAGUUGGUUUCAUACCUCAAGGAAAACAGUUUAAUACAUUUGAGAAUAACUCUUAUGUUGGGAAUUUGGGAUUGUGUGAAUUACCGUUGUCAAAGAAAUGUUGAGAUAGUAAGGGACAACCACAUACACCACAACUGAUAUCCCAAGAUGAUGACGACGACAAUUUGAGUGGAUUUACUUGGAGGAUCGUGCUGAUGGGGUAUGGAUUCGGAUUGAUAAUAGGAGUGACCAUGGGAUUUGUUAUGUUCUUGACUGGAAGACCUAGAUGGUUUACGAGAAUAGUUGGAGGAGAACCACGCCGGAAGGUGGUAAGAGUAAGCCAGAUCGGUUGGAGGAGAAGUCAUCGAAGUUAGAUGCAGUUUUCUGGAACAAUAAGUGGGAUGGCUACAACGAGAACUUCAAUAAUGUCUCUCGCCCCAUAGAACACAUGUUUCAACUCUUUUAUGGCCAACUCUAGUGAGGUUGUUUUCUCUACCCUGUUCUGGCCCAAUUGUAAUUCAACUUUUGGGAUUGUGUCUCUGUCAUUUUUGUUGAAAAAAAUAAAUAGUACAUGUAAUUUAGGAUCUGAACAAAUUUGAACCUUAAUAAAUUUCGACUUUGGAAAAUGAUAGAAUGAAAUAACGCCAAUAGAAUUUUCAGUAAUCCUAC
This is a messenger RNA of Rhododendron vialii, 1414 nucleotides long. Its product is annotated as receptor-like protein 9DC3. Lineage: Eukaryota; Viridiplantae; Streptophyta; Magnoliopsida; Ericales; Ericaceae. The transcript is spliced from 2 exons. The record is from RefSeq and is a predicted model, not a curated record. Gene Ontology annotation, molecular function: protein binding. Bases 175 to 870 code for a protein of 231 amino acids.